CAUAAGUUCUCUAAUUAUUCUCUCAUCUAAUAACUUAUCUAUUUUAGAUAGUAUUCCAACCACUUUUCUCAGUUAUUGUCCACACAUCUUUUUCAUUUUAUUGACUAUGAGUAUGAUUCAUCUACUAUCCUUCCCUCAAAUCCUAUUUUUGCACGAAUAUACCUGAUUGAGAAGUAAGACUAAGACUUAUACCAGUUAUGAGUGGUGCAAAUCUCUAUGAUUGAGUAGCAAUAUAAGGACCAUUGCUCAAGUUAGCCUAUCUUGUGGGGUCCCAAAAUCCAAGUUAAUUUGAUACAAACCAUGCAAACUCCCUUGUAUUUUUUUCUCAUUGCCUAUCAUCCACUAUCACCCUACUUCUUCACACUUCAUACGUCACUCUUCAUUCUUUCUUCUAUAUCAAAUCUAUUCUCUACUCUUAUAACCUAAAUCCCCUUUCCAUUUUACUCAAUUUCCUCCAUUGAAAUUCAUAUUACCUAAAUUCUUUUCCCCCAUUUAUCUUACUUUUAUAGUUAAUAUAUAAUAUAUUUAUUUGUAAUUAAUACUUGCAAUUAAUAAUAAUAUUUUUUUUCCAAUAAAUUAAUUAGUUACCUUCUUGUGAUCUGCACCCUUUAUCAUUUUCCCCAUUAAAAAUGUUAUCUUUAUUUUAAUACCCCAUUUUAAUAUUUGUAUUUUCAGAAUUACAGAUCCCAAUUUUUAGGUCAUUCACAAAUUUGUAUAAAAUUUAACGGUCAGCAACUACCUACCGUUCUACUCCAAUCCCCAAUACAAACACAACAUGAUGCAGUCUCUUUCCUGUUCUUACUCAAUCAGUCGAGCCUUGUUGUUAUAUAGCAAUAAUAGUGGAAGUACUAGUAAUAGUACCCAAUUACCUAGACCCACAAAUUUCAAAAAGAAUUACCUUUUUAGGGAUCUGGGUCAGAUUAUUUGUCAAUUUCACGAAAAGGGUCAUCUUAAUUUCGUCGCUGGUGACCGGAAAAUGAGGAAUUUGACGACACAAAAUCAUCUUAGACAUGUUGAAUCUUUGCCGAUUUUUCCUUCUGGGGCUGGGAAAUUAGCCCAUUUGAAUGCUGUUAUUCUUGGGGAAGCUCUUGCUUCUGAGGAAAAUGAAAUGGUUUUUCCUAGCCAGGAAUUUUCCAACAAUGCACUUGUUUCUAAUCCUGAUAAGUAUUUGGAGAUGUAUAAGAGAUCAGUAGAGGAUCCAGCAGGGUUUUGGGGAGAUAUUGCUGAAGAGUUUUAUUGGAAGAAGAAAUGGGGAGGGCAAGUUUGCUCUGAGAAUUUGGAUGUGAGAAAUGGAAGUAUUAACAUUGAGUGGUUCAAAGGUGGGAUGACCAACAUAUGUUACAACUGUUUGGAUAGAAAUGUUGAGAUGGGGAAUGGUGACAAAGUUGCAUUGUAUUGGGAAGGGAAUGAUCCUGGUUUUGAUGACAAAUUGACUUUCAGUCAGUUGUUGGAGAAAGUUUGUCAGCUAGCAAAUUACUUGAAAGAUGUCGGUGUCAAGAAGGGUGAUGCUGUUAUUAUCUAUCUGCCUAUGCUAAUGGAACUUCCAAUUGCAAUGCUUGCGUGUGCUCGAAUUGGUGCUAUUCACUCGGUUGUCUUUGCCGGUUUCUCUGCCGAAUCACUUGCACAACGGAUCAUAGAUUGCAAGCCAAAGGUUGUUCUUACUUGCAAUGCUGUUAAAAGAGGAGCAAAGGUUAUUGGACUCAAAGCCAUUGUUGAUGCGGCUCUUGCUGAAUCAGAUACGGAAGGCGUUUCUGUAGAUGUAUGUUUAACAUAUGAAAACCAGUCAGCCUUGAAAAAAGAGAACACUAAAUGGAAGGAAGGAAGAGAUAUUUGGUGGCAGGAUGUCGUGCCAAAAUACCCGAGUACUUGUGAUGUUGAAUGGGUUGACGCAGAGGAUCCUCUAUUCUUGCUUUACACUAGUGGAAGCACAGGAAAGCCCAAGGGUGUCGUCCACACUACUGGAGGAUACAUGGUGUACACCGCGACAACAUUCAAGUACGCCUUUGACUAUAAGCCGUCCGAUGUGUACUGGUGCACGGCUGACUGUGGUUGGAUUACUGGACAUAGUUAUGUCACAUACGGCCCUUUGCUCAAUGGAGCUACUUGUCUUGUGUUUGAAGGGGCUCCAACUUAUCCAGAUGCUGGCCGCUGUUGGGACAUUGUUGAUAAAUACAAAGUGUCAAUAUUCUAUACUGCUCCUACACUGAUCAGAUCUCUCAUGCGUGAGGGUACCGAGCCCGUUACUCGUUACUCACGCAAAUCACUAAGGGUUCUGGGAAGUGUGGGUGAGCCGAUCAAUCCUAGUGCAUGGAGGUGGUUUUUCAAUGUCAUUGGUGAAUCGAGGUGUCCCAUCUCUGACACUUGGUGGCAGACCGAAACUGGUGGAUUUAUGAUUACUCCUUUGCCGGGUGCCUGGGCGCAGAAGCCAGGUUCCGCCACUUAUCCUUUUUUCGGAGUUCAGCCCGCCAUUGUAGAUGAGAAGGGCAAUGAGUUAGAAGGUGAGUGUAGCGGGUAUUUGUGUAUGAAGCACUCAUGGCCUUCAGCCUUUCGAACUCUAUAUGGUGAUCAUGAACGAUAUGAAACAACGUAUUUUAAGCCAUUUCCCGGUUAUUAUUUUACCGGUGAUGGCUGCAGUAGGGAUAAAGAUGGUUAUUACUGGCUCACUGGAAGAGUGGACGAUGUCAUCAACGUGAGUGGUCAUCGUAUUGGCACAGCCGAAGUGGAAUCUGCUCUAGUUUCACAUCCUCAAUGUGCUGAAGCCGCUGUGGUUGGAGUCGAGCAUGAGGUCAAAGGGCAGGGUAUUUAUGCAUUUGUUACCUUGGUCGAGGGUGUUCCGUACAGUGAUGAUCUUCGUAAAAGCCUUAUUAUGACUGUCCGAAGUCAGAUUGGUGCUUUUGCAGCUCCGGACAAGAUUCACUGGGCGCCAGGCCUCCCUAAAACAAGAAGCGGAAAGAUAAUGAGGAGGAUUUUGAGAAAGAUUGCCUCAAGACAACUAGAUGAGCUUGGAGACACCAGCACUCUGGCCGAACCUGCUGUUGUAGAUCAGCUUAUAGCCCUUGCCGAUAAGUAAAACUUUCUAAUCUGGAGGUGUGCUUAGGUGAAACAAACAUUCUCUUUCGUCAUGGCUACGUUUCUGCCAAUGUGCGAGACUAGAUAUCUCGACGGAAGUUGUGUGCAAAUUAAUUGCUCGUUUGGUAGUCGUGAAACAUAGAUGUUGUUCCAUGUUGUUUCGAGUUUUCGAAUGACUGAUUCGAUAUUGUUGUAAUCAUCGUUUGUCGUGUUAGAUCUGCCUUUUUUUUGUAGAUUGAAAGUAGUUAGAAACUGAUUUUUUGAAAGUGUGUAGUGCAGUCCUAAAUAUGGAUUGUAUUACAGUUGAGUUGACAAUAUAUUUUUUAACUAAAUUGGUGUA
Amaranthus tricolor (Joseph's coat) is the source of this 3409-nucleotide messenger RNA. Its product is annotated as acetyl-coenzyme A synthetase, chloroplastic/glyoxysomal-like. Gene Ontology annotation, molecular function: acetyl-CoA synthetase activity; AMP binding. Lineage: Eukaryota; Viridiplantae; Streptophyta; Magnoliopsida; Caryophyllales; Amaranthaceae. The record is from RefSeq and is a predicted model, not a curated record. Bases 776 to 3070 code for a protein of 764 amino acids. The transcript has 18 exons.